Molecule: messenger RNA, 636 nt
Organism: Xyrauchen texanus (razorback sucker)
Lineage: Eukaryota; Metazoa; Chordata; Actinopteri; Cypriniformes; Catostomidae
Exons: 4
Coding region: 1-636 (211 amino acids)
Source: RefSeq, a predicted model, not a curated record
AUGAUCAGGUUUUCUGUUCUUACUUGCCUAUCAGUGCUGCUGUUCAGCACCUCAGCCAUGCCAUACAGGCCCAAGUGGAAAAUGGUUGGCAAAGCUGCUCAGGACACAGUGGAAUCUGAUGAUUUCAAUGGGAAGAUGAUGCUGGGAAUGAAAGAGGUGGAGCCACCACAGGACAUUGAUCCUGACAUGUUGAUAUGGAAAGUCGUAAAAGAAGAAAUACAGCAGAAAUACAACAGACCUGAAGAGGAUAAAGAUGCUCUCUACCACCCCGCUGAAAUUCAGCUUGCAGCUGAACAGCCUGAAACCUUCUUUCAGCCACUGGGACGAGAUCAGGUACGGAUGUAUGAUAAACCAGAAGAGGACAGGGAUUAUCUAUACCAUGGCAUAUUUGCUGAAGCUGAUAAGAAGCUCUAUCCUGAAGAGCCAAUGAGAGCAGAGAAGGAUGCUCAAGUAAUUGGAGGUAAUAGCAGGCGCCUGUACUCAAGCCCUGAAGAGGACAAAGAUGGCCUGUAUCAUGCAGAUGUCAGAGUAGAACAGUCUGACAAGCAGGCUACACCGAUGAACAUAUUCCUUGUUCACCCAAAAAGGGUCCACACAGAGCCAGAGGUAGACCUGGAUGGCCUUUAUCAUAUUUAA